GGUCAACAGAUAAACUCUCUCCCCCCAUCCUUGUCAUUAGUUCCAGACUCUAUUCACGAGUUCAUCGUGAUUCAUCGUAAGCUUGUAGCUGUGCCUACCUUCUCCACAGUCAGAUCCUCUUACGCACGUACAUACUCACUCCUACACAUUAGCCAUGGCUGCAACCUCGCUCCAAUGCAAGCUCUCGCUUGGAUCUCUCGUGAAGGCUGACGUGCCGUCCCUUCGACAAGGACCUGCCGUCGUCUCGAUUCCUCAAAGAAGAGUAUCUGUGCGUGCGGAGCGCCUUGGAAACGACUACACCGGCUACGUCGAGAAGGACACUGCCGGCCAGGAGAACAUCUAUGCCGUUGAGCCUACCAUCUAUGUUGGAAACUCCGGCAGCUCCGGUGUGGUCCUGAACGUCGUCGGUGCUGCUGCUGCGCUGGCCGGUGCAGUAGCCGUGCUCUUCGCUCUCGGCUCGUCGGCUCCCGCACCUCAAGAGGAGACAUAUUCCGGCCCUCCUCUCUCGACCUAUGUUCGGAAAUUUGAGGCGGAGCUUGCUCCAGCUCCCGUGCAGGCUCCCGCGGUUGUUGAUGAGGUUGUCGAGGCGGCCCCUGCUGCUGAGUAAAAGUAGCUACCGGCCGACUCUAGGUGCCGUGACGCUAUGAAGGUGAAGUAAACGAUACGAAACAGCACGAUAAAAUUCACCAUUCUGUAAUUUUAGCGUAGGAAUGCUCUCCUUGACUCCAGGGAAUUCUCUUGUGUUGUCACUACCGAUCCUGAAUAAAUGGUUGACCAUUCC
Messenger RNA from Closterium sp. NIES-67, 781 nucleotides. Lineage: Eukaryota; Viridiplantae; Streptophyta; Zygnematophyceae; Desmidiales; Closteriaceae. The record is from the annotation of a GenBank genome assembly.